Messenger RNA from Bipolaris victoriae FI3, 708 nucleotides. RefSeq lists its product as hypothetical. The record is from RefSeq and is a predicted model, not a curated record. Gene Ontology annotation, molecular function: protein binding. Lineage: Eukaryota; Fungi; Ascomycota; Dothideomycetes; Pleosporales; Pleosporaceae. The transcript has a single exon. The annotation marks the transcript as partial.
AUGCAACAAACAGUGCAUGUAGCGUUUGAUGGGUGGCCGGAGGAAUAUAGGGAGUGGGAGAAGUGGGCUUUACUAUCUGAACAAAAAGGCCGAUGUUGGGAAAGUUUAGGACAACACAGAUUAGCGGAGACAGCGCACCGAAAAGCAUUACUAUUAAGUACAGAGAUACUAGGGCCUGAGCAUCUAUUUACGCUGGCGAGUAUGCAUAACUUAGCGUUAGUACUGAAUAGCCAGAAAAAGCAUGAGGAGGCUAAGGCCAUAAAUGAGCAGACACUAGCCCGAUACAAGAAGGUGUUAGGAACUGAGCAUCCCUCUACAUUAACAAGCAAGCAUAGCUUAGCUUGGGUUUUAAAUAGUCAGGGAAAGUGUAAGGAGGCUGAGGAAGUAAACUGGCAAACGCUAGUGCUGCGAGAGAAGGUGCUAGGGCCUAAGCAUCCAGACACGCUGGCUAGUAUGAGCAACUUAGCGUGGGUACUGAGUAGCCAGAGAAAGUAUAAGGAAGCUGAAGUGAUGAACCGGCAGACGCUGGCGCUACGAGAGAACGUAUUGGGGUCUGAGCAUUUGGACACGCUGACUAGCGUCUAUUACCUUGCCUAUUCUCUUGCUCAGCAGCAUUAUAUAGAUGAACCUUUGCGUCUAUAUCAGAGGGCAUCCACUGGAUACGAUCUCAUCCUUGGAGAAGGGCAUCCUACUACCUUAGCUUGUUGC